ACUUUCCUCCCGUCAUGCAUCACGGCUAGCAGACCUUGUGAGGUAACUUAGGCAACACCGAUCAUUUGAUAUAACGGUAACGUUAGUUAAGACCGCAGCUCCACGGGUAGAAUCUCAUAACGUUAGUUGGAUAGCAGAUGGAUAGAAACUAUACACAUUAAUGUCAAACGUCGCCUAGCAACGCGAGGAUGGAGAAGGAAGUGCACAACACUGUGGUCUUCAAUGUUUCCAAGAGAGAGCGGUUCACUUCGAAUAACGGCUACAAAUCCAUGCAGAAAAUACUGAGAGCUCAAUGGAAAAUCCAAAGUAUGAAGGAGGAGCUGUCUUUGGAGAAGCUGAGGGGCGUCAAGUUGUGGAUAACCGCUGGACCAAGAGAGAAGUUCACAGCUUCCGAGAUGGAGGUGCUGAAGCAGUACCUGGACGGAGGAGGAAACGUCCUGGUCCUGCUCGGUGAAGGAGGGGAAAGGAAGUACGACACCAAUAUCAACUUUCUCCUGGAGGAGUUUGGCAUAAUGGUCAACAAUGAUGCCGUCAUGAGAAAUGUGUACUACAAAUACUUCCACCCAAAGGAGGCGCUGGUGUCCGACGGUGUAUUGAACAGAGAGAUCAGCCGGGCUGCUGGCAAAGAGGUGACUGGCGUCAUCGAAGAUGAAAAUGUUGGAAACAACGCACGGGCACUCACGUUUGUGUACCCGUACGGCGCCACGCUGAGCGUGAUGAAGCCCGCUGUGGCCGUUCUCUCAACUGGCUCCGUCUGCUUCCCCCUCAAUAGGCCCGUCCUGGCCUUCCACCAAGGAAAGGAGGCUGGCAAACUUGUAGUGUCGGGUUCCUGCCAUAUGUUCAGUGACCAAUACAUAGACAAAGAGGAGAACAGUAAAAUAAUGGAUGUGGUGCUGCAGUGGCUCAUGGCUGAUAAUAUCCAUCUGAAUCAGAUCGAUGCAGAAGACCCCGAGAUCACAGAUUACACCAUGUUGCCGGACAUCGGGUGUCUGUCAGAGCAGCUCAGGGUGUGCUUACAGGAGGGCGACGAAAACCCCCGAGACUUCACGUCUCUCUUCGACAGGUCGCUGUUCAAUAUGUCAACCGACACUUUGCCCCAAGUCGUCAGUGCCUACAAGCAGCUCAACGUGAAAGACAAGCCCCUCCAGCUGAUCACGCCACAGUUUGAGACGCCGCUGCCUCAGCUCCAACCGGCUGUCUUUCCCCCUGCCUUAAGCGAAUUGCCUCCGCCCAUGCUGGACCUGUUCGAUUUAGACGAAUCGUUCUCCUCUGAGAAAGUUCGUCUAGCGCAGCUCACCAAUAAAUGUACGGACGAUGAUCUGGAAUUCUACGUGCGGAAGUGUGGGGAAAUUCUGGGGGUGAUGCCAAAGUUGGAUAAAGAUCAGACUGAUGCAAAGCACAUCUUGGAACACAUUUUCUUCCAGGUUGUAAAGUUCAAGAAACUCAAUCAGGAACAGGACGCCGACACAUAGGCACAGCCAUUCACGUCGUGGUGAUUGGAUUCAAAGCGGUUAAAGAUUUCUCUCCUGCGGUCAUACUGCAACACGUUUAAGCAGAUGAGACUUUUCUUCCCUAGGAGGCAAAAUACUUUUCAGCAUCAACAUGGGUGCUGUUGCAUUUUAGAAAGUACCGGUUUAUCCAGCGUUCCAUUGGUCCCCAGAGAGAAAAAAAUAUGAGCAAGUGAGGUUGAUACUUUAUUUAAAUCUGUGAAAUAAAAAGAUUAAAAAAAAAAAAAAAAACAUUUGACUGUAUGCAGCACCCUGCAUGAACAGUUACACAUGGAUCCUGUAAAAAGUCAUGAGCUACAUUGAAUUUAAGAAUGUACCAACACAAGAUUGACCACAUGAAGUCCACUUUGAUUCAACGUUGGUGGAUGCGGACACAAUCCAGAUCAGGCGAAGGCCCUCAGACGUCUUCCCCCAUGCAGGUGUGUAGGUGUGUGUUGCGGGACAUUCUCGGCCACGUCAGGGAGACACAUCAGCUAGUGAAUGAUGUCUGGAGUGGGGGUUUGGACUCCAUGUUGAGUCCAGAGCGCUGGACUCGAGGCCCAGUUUAGGGCUGUUGUCAGAUUUAAUCAAAGACACGUCCCACGACAUCUGAGAUGCGGUGAGAUCCCCGUACGACCGGUCAAAACCAGCGGCUUUCUCUUGUCUUCUAAAGAGGACUUGGGGAGUGGAGGACUUUCCCUGCAAAGGGACGGCCAGGUGACAGCCAGUCCCUUGAGUGGUCAUGGUGGGCAUUGAAGACCCCAGAGAGGGAGAUAUGGGGUCAGAUGACAGGCUGAGCAAGGCCGGGAUGGACGGCCUGCAGUCAGAUCCGUCGGCCGCGGUGUCGUUGGACACUCUGGACGUGGACAGCUGCUCCAGCGACAGAGCGGAGGGCAAACUCUGUUCCCCAAAGAACUUCCUGUCGAGCUCCGACAGCGACGAACACUCAAAGCUUUUCAUACCUCGAAAGAAAUAAAGGAGCAACGUCACGUCAUCUGACCAGUGAACAGGAAUGAUUAUUGUACCGUGAGAAUGAAAGUAAUUUUCUUACCUCUAAUGACAAACGUCUUCUCCAUUGCUUCCUUGUGCCAGUGAGCGUUGACUGAUUGACAGCUGGGUUUUAGCCUGUUCAAGCUGAUUGUUAAUCGACCCAGCUGGUGACAAAGCAUGUCAUCAGUCCAAAGGGAGGUGGUCUAGCAUACAGCCUGGUGAAGGUCAUGAUUACUUUUUAUUCCCUUAAUCUUUAAAUAAAAUGUUAUUUGAACUA
Messenger RNA from Gasterosteus aculeatus aculeatus (three-spined stickleback), 2754 nucleotides. RefSeq names its product intraflagellar transport 52 homolog (Chlamydomonas) (gene ift52). Gene Ontology annotation, biological process: cilium assembly; intraciliary transport. NCBI's taxonomy places the organism in Eukaryota, Metazoa, Chordata, Actinopteri, Perciformes, Gasterosteidae. The record is from RefSeq and is a predicted model, not a curated record. Gene Ontology annotation, cellular component: centriole; cilium; intraciliary transport particle B.